Hevea brasiliensis (rubber tree) is the source of this 1763-nucleotide messenger RNA. Its product is annotated as protein SHORT-ROOT. The transcript has a single exon. Bases 98 to 1471 code for a protein of 457 amino acids. NCBI's taxonomy places the organism in Eukaryota, Viridiplantae, Streptophyta, Magnoliopsida, Malpighiales, Euphorbiaceae. Gene Ontology annotation, cellular component: nucleus. Gene Ontology annotation, biological process: regulation of DNA-templated transcription. Gene Ontology annotation, molecular function: DNA-binding transcription factor activity; sequence-specific DNA binding. The record is from RefSeq and is a predicted model, not a curated record.
CUCCUUGCACUACUUGACCAUUCCUGAACUCAAAUGAAAUUAAGUUUAUUUACAAAUAAGCUUCCUCUGGAGUCAAAGGGGGCCUCCCCCAUUACACAUGGACAUCUCCCUCUUUGCUCCAAAAGAAACAUAUACACACUUCUUCCCUCUUCACCAACAAAGAGGCAAUGAUCAGCAGUCACCACCUCUAGACAUGCAAAGCAACAACCACAGCAGCUACAACAACAACAGCAGCAACAACAAUCAUCCCCAGAAUAGCCAUACCUCGACGAGCCGGUCAUCGGAUUCCGGUGAGCCUUGUGGCUCAACAGCUAACAAAUGGGCAUCAAAGCUUCUUAGGGAGUGUGCUAGAGCCAUCUCUGACAAGGAUUCAAGCAAAAUCCAUCAACUUCUUUGGAUGUUAAAUGAGCUUGCUUCCCCUUAUGGAGAUUGUGAUCAGAAAUUGGCAUCUUAUUUCUUGCAAGCACUUUUUUGUAAGGCCACGGAGUCCGGCCACCGAUGCUUCAAAACCCUAACUUCAGUAGCUGAAAAGAGCCACUCCUUUGAUUCUGCUAGGAAGUUGAUACUAAAAUUCCAAGAGGUAAGCCCUUGGACAACUUUUGGUCAUGUUGCUUCUAAUGGUGCAAUCUUAGAGGCCUUAGAAGGUGAAACCAAACUUCACAUAAUUGAUAUUAGCAAUACCCUUUGCACUCAAUGGCCCACUUUGCUUGAAGCGUUAGCCACAAGAAACGACGAGACCCCCCAUUUAAAGCUCACUGUUGUUGUUACUGCUAGCAUCGUAAGAUCAGUCAUGAAGGAAAUAGGCCAAAGAAUGGAGAAGUUUGCUAGGUUAAUGGGUGUUCCCUUCGAGAUCAAUGUAAUAAGUGGGCUAAACAACUUAUCAGAGCUCACUAAGGAAGGAUUAGGUGUUCAAGAAGAUGAAGCUAUAGCGAUCAAUUGCAUCGGAGCAUUGAGAAUAGUUGAAGUAGAAGAAAGAAGUGCUGUGAUCCGAAUGUUUCAAUCGCUUAACCCUCGGGUUGUGACAGUAGUUGAAGAAGAAGCUGAUUUUACUAGCUCAAGAUAUGAGUUCGUCAAGUGCUUUGAAGAGUGCCUUAGGUAUUAUACUCUAUACUUUGAGAUGCUAGAAGACAGCUUUGCCCCAACUAGCAAUGAAAGAUUGAUGUUGGAGAGGGAGUGCUCAAGAAGCAUAGUUAGGGUUUUGGCUUGUGACUGUGAAGAAAAUGGUGGUGAUGGAGGAGGAGGAGAGUGUGAGAGAAGGGAAAGAGGAAAUCAGUGGUGUGAGAGACUCCGUGAGGCGUUUACACCGGUUGGAUUCAGCGAUGAUGUUGUGGAUGAUGUCAAGGCAUUGCUUAAAAGAUACAGAGCAGGGUGGUCACUUAUGCAGCCUCCUCAAGGAGAUCAAGAAUCAUCAGGACUUUACUUGACAUGGAAAGAGGAAGCUGUGGUAUGGGCAUCAGCAUGGAAACCCUAAUCAUCAUCAUCAUCAUCAACAACAACAACAACUUCAUCUUCCAUACACUACACAAGAGUGGUGAUGAUGAUGAUGACCAAGUAAAGUCUAAAGGGUAUUAGCAUGGGAAUUUAUUCAGAACCUGGAUGAGAGAAUUGAUUGGCCAUGAACAAUUAGAUUUGAUGAUGAUGGAGUUUAUCACUACUUUUUUUUCCAUAUCCCAGUUCUUCGUGUGCUUCUUUCAUAAUUAUUAUCAUGCAUGUUUGUAUUUUUAUCUCUAUAUGUUCAGGUACUUUGCUUCUCUUCUGCUUUA